AUGUCUAUCAAUUACAAUGCACAACCUCAUGCUGUGGACGUGCCUGUUACUGACAUGGACGACCCCGAGGAUGAUAUUAUUUUUGCUGAACAAGCAUCUACACAACAAAAUAGAACUCGAAAUUCGUUUUUAGAUAAUUUGGAUUUUGAAACUGACAAUUCAAGGUCCGCAUCAGGAGGGAUUUUAGACAAAUUUCGCUCUUUUUUUGAGUCACGACUGGGUCAAAAUGAUGAUUACGAAAUGGUUCUGCGGUUUGACGUAGAUAGCACAAACGAAAGUGAUGGUCUAGAUAAUCAACCACCAAUUGAUGUUAGAGAACGCCGACUUCAAUUAUUGGAGAAACAAGUUAAACGUCGAACUAUUGUUGGUAGUGUAUUUUUGCUUACAGUGGGUAUAUUGACACUUGUGCUAUUCUUCAAUAAGAAUAGUGCUAAACUCUUGGUGAAUUCAGGACCAACCCGUAAAGUCUAUUCAAAUUCAACACAUGAGUUUCAUCAAACAACGAUAUUGAUAUCACUUGAUGGGUUCCACCCUCAUUACAUUAAUCCUUUGGAUACCCCUACCAUGCAUAAUAUAAUGAAGAAUGAUUAUGGUGCACCAUACAUGACUCCUAGUUUUCCCUCCCUGACUUUCCCUAAUCAUUGGACUUUAAUUACAGGAUUGCAUCCAUCUGAACAUGGAAUAGUAGGGAAUACUUUUUAUGAUCCGGUAUUGAAAAAACAAUUUAUAAACACAAAUCCUAAAGUAGGCGGAUUAGACCCAGAUUUUUGGAGAGGAGGCGAACCUAUUUGGAAGACGGCUGAGAGACAAAAUGUUAAAUCUGCAGUUCACAUGUGGCCAGGUUCAGAAGUACCACAUAUUGGCCCAACAAAGGAUUUUGAUAGAUACAAUGGGUCUGAAUUGUUAUCUUCAAAAGUGGAUAGAGUUAUGGGUUGGAUAGAUCACGAGAGCAUAGACACAAGACCAGAAUUGAUUCUUACCUAUGUUCCCACUAUUGACCAAUUUGGCCACAAGUUUGGGAUCUCAGGUGGUAACUUAACUGAAGCUUUGACUUAUGUCGAUAAUUUUAUUGACCUCAUGCAACAAGAGAUUCAUAAAAGAAAUCUCGAUGAAAUUGUCAACAUGAUUAUUGUCAGUGAUCACGGAAUGGCCCCAACUUCCAAUGACAGAUUGCUUUAUCUUGAUGAUUUGGUAGAUUUGGAUAAAAUUGAACAUAUUGAUGGGUGGCCAUUGUUUGGCUUACGGCCAAAGGGGGACAUUGAUGAUUUCUACAUUGAACUUUCAGGAAACUUUAAUAAACUAGAUUCCAAAGUGACUUCACAUUAUCAUAUAUAUAGAGUUGAGAAUAUACCACCAGAAUUUCAAUUUGGUGGCAACAUAACUGCUCACAAGUACAAUUACCGUCUAGCCCCAAUCUGGAUAAUACCUGAUGUUGGAUAUUCGAUCACUACGCAUAAACAAAUGGAGGAUAAUGGAUUUGAGUAUAAACCCAAAGGUGUUCAUGGGUAUAAUAACACUCACUUGUUAAUGAGAGCAAUAUUUUUAGGAACUGGGCCUUAUUUUAAAAACAAAAAUUUGAAAGUGGAGCCAUUUGCCAAUACAGAAGUUUAUAACUUGGUUUGUGAUACAUUGGAUAUUGUACCGGCACCAAAUAAUGGAAGCUUGCCACAUGAAGUUUGGUCUCAAAAACUACCUGAUGAAUGGACUGACGACUUGACAUUUCCAAACUUGCCAUUCCAAGUUGAGCAUAUUGUUAGAAAAAAUGCAACUUAUGAUUUGCUUUGGAGAAAAGGAAGUGAAGCAAAAAUCGAUCCAGCUCCAGCUCCAACAAACAAACAUCCAGUUGAAUCUAUGAAGUCAGAAGAGUCGACUAUCACCUCGCUAGAGACAGAAUCAUUGCCCAAACCAAGUGAUUUUAUUUCGUCCUCAACUGGUUCAACGAUGAAAACGCUGACUACUACAAAAGUUCAUGAAGGGUUUGGAGAGGUUAUAGGUGAUAUUAUUGGUGGAAUUGAAGAUGGUUUUGAUGCCAUUGGCGAUGUGGUUCAUGAUUUUAUAGACGAUAUCUUUUAA
This is a messenger RNA of Candida dubliniensis CD36, 2073 nucleotides long. RefSeq names its product nucleotide diphosphatase/phosphodiesterase. Gene Ontology annotation, biological process: nucleoside triphosphate metabolic process. The transcript has a single exon. The coding region runs from base 1 to 2073 and encodes 690 amino acids. Gene Ontology annotation, molecular function: nucleoside triphosphate diphosphatase activity; ribonucleoside triphosphate phosphatase activity. Lineage: Eukaryota; Fungi; Ascomycota; Pichiomycetes; Serinales; Debaryomycetaceae. The record is from RefSeq and is a predicted model, not a curated record.